Babesia bigemina is the source of this 3432-nucleotide messenger RNA. RefSeq lists its product as hypothetical. The coding region runs from base 1 to 3432 and encodes 1143 amino acids. Lineage: Eukaryota; Apicomplexa; Aconoidasida; Piroplasmida; Babesiidae. The record is from RefSeq and is a predicted model, not a curated record. The transcript has a single exon. Gene Ontology annotation, molecular function: metal ion binding.
AUGACUGAUGAUGGCGACAAAGUAAAACUUGAUUCCGGAAAGUUUGAGAAAUAUCUUUCGGGAGUUAACACAACUUCCCUAGGUACUAACAAACCAGCCUUAACCGGCGAUUCAGGCGAAGGCACCGUACCUGUGACAAUCAAGAAGAUUGAAAACGAUGUGACUGGCGAUGACAACUAUCUGAAAGAUGUUGAGAACGAAACGACUGCAGAUCCAAACAAAUUCAACCAAAACACCUUCUCAACACUGCUAGAGGCAGUCACAAACAAUCUCGAUGCGUUUUGCAAGAACAUUAUGAAACUGGCUGACGGCACCAAAGGCGGUGCUCCGAACGGCACUGAUGGUAUAAAGCAAAAGUUGCAUAAUCUUUCGGAGUUGUUAGGCGACAAACUUGAAGUUGACGUUAGUAGUCAUGAGAAAGUGAAAGGACUUGAAAAAACGUAUAACGAUCUUCUCACUUUACUUGGUGUUGAUUUGAGGAACAUUAUUGAUGCCACCGAAAAAUUCAUAAAUAAGGAUGCUCCUGAAUUGCAACAGGAUUGCGUAGAAGCAAUCCAUAACCACGUAAACGUAUAUUUUGGUUACACCCAAUUGUCCCUCACCACCGCCGCCCGCCGCAACUACGUCUCCUCCGUCAAAGCCCUCCUCACCGCGUUCGCGGACAAGGUCAGCCAGGAGUUGCGGGGGUUGCCGGAGGAGAUUGAGAGGGAUCUGCGGAUCGGGUUCAAGGGGUUGAUGAAGACGUUGGAGGAUGGUAGUACGUCAGCUAAAAUUACUGGGAAACAAAAUAUUAAGAAACUUAGCGAUUUAGUAACUGAGCUGACUGGCGGUAGUGUGAACCAUAAGACAGCAUUCGAAAAUUUCUCUGAUAAAUUCAAAGACUUUGCUGAACCGCUCUUUUUGUAUCUUUCCAAGGAAGCACAAAGAGUUCAUAGCGAAAAUAACGCUAAGAAAAAUCCUCGAGGCACAGACCUGCAACAUUAUUCCGAUCACAUUUCCAAAAUUCAUGACGCUUUUAAUAGCUUGCUCGAUGACCUUCACAAAAAGCAUAGGUACGAUUAUAAAGUUCAUAAUUUGCUUGACAAUCUUUCCGAUGCCGUAAGGCUCCUCGUCCCGAAAGGUUUCGCUCAGCCGAAUAGUCCGGUCAUUGACGGUCUCACAUCAGGGGUUACUCACUUUGUCGGUGAGCUGGAGAGGGUCUACAUCUCCGCGUAUGACAGUCAGAAAUGCGGUGAACUUAUAAAGGACUACAAACAGGAAGCUACCUUAAGAGGAGUGUUCGAAAAAUAUGAGUUGACUGAGGAAGGCAGAGACUGUGCGAAGGUCUGCCUCAGUGUCAUCCCUAUUGUAUACAAUGAGUUGAUGGAUCUUAAAAAUAAAUUUGAUGACGACGAUAAUACAUGGAAAACGUACAAGAUAUAUAACUCUCUGCAACCCGAUCAAAGCCUUCAUAAGCUUUUCUUCGGCGACAACGGUUACGACGUUGGUCUGAGCCAUGAUGCAAAGCACGGAGAGCUGAACCACAAGGAGCGAUAUAAUGGCCAAUGUAUUCUUGAUGUGCUGAAUAGUGAGACGCAUAAAUUGUUUGAAGAUAACAAACAGCCUCUCUCCCCAGCCGCUCCAGGUGUCGGAGAUUCGGAGGAACCGGAAGUACACUUGGUAGAUGAGGGUGCUAUCGCUAAGUUGUACAAUUACCUGAAGAACUACUUCGUCGUCUGUCACCUCAUCGGGCACGCCAAAUCUAGGCAUCCAUGCUCUGUGUACGAGAUGCUUUGCUGGCUUACUGGCCUCCCUCACAACACCGCUUACAAGAAGCUGAAGGAACAUAUUGGCAGCUUGUUCCUGGUGGCUGACAAAGACAACCCGUCGAAGAAAAUUCCUAAGCCAAUUCUUACCUCUCACUCCAGUAUCACUGCAUCCAAUGUAUUAACAGCGGUAGAAGAAAUUUGUGCAACUUCGUAUGCCGUCCUCACCGCAGUAGUUGGCACAGGUGACGCAGCAACGCAUUACGCCUGCGAGCUCCCGAAUAAUUCCUCACGCUUAAUCUAUCCCACCAACGGCGCCGAUUGUCUCGAUACGCUGCUGGACAUACUCCGUCGCAUAUUCCCCGUACUCCAAUUCCUCCAUGCUCAAUGUCAAUUAAAAACCAAGCAUUAUGGUUGGUACAAUUGCGAGUACGGUAGAGAUAUCAGGCCAACCAAAUGGCCAUGUAACGAGCAUACCAAAGAGUCAACCAAAGAGCCAACCAAAUGCCUACCCAAAUCACCCCUUCAAUCGUACCUCAAUGACUGUCUUCCCGGACAUCUUCCGCACCAGCUUAGUUCCAUUGGUUGUAAAGCGGAAUGUAAUACCUGUCCCAAGAAGCCAGAUGGAAGGCCGUGUUUAACACCAAUGGGAUUCAGAGGUUUUUCGGGUAGUACAAAAACGGGUAAGAAUCUAUGUAGCGUGCUAAGCAAAUUCUUCUCUAUUCUCCAUGUCAAUUCGCUGGUCUGCUUAAUUCCUAAACCGCCAUCUACUCUGUCUGAACAUUUCGGUUUCGCGCUAUCAUUGGUUGAAGGCUGGCAUACGUGGAGAGACACUGGUUCCAUAAAUCCACUGCAAGCUGCCAUGGAAGAUCACAUAAGCGCAGUAUCCAUGGAGCUCGUCAAACGAGGUGACGCCACCAACGCGUUGCGGUUGGCGUACGGCAGCAAUCAGGCAAAUCAUUUCAAACACGACAAGGACUCCACUGAUUUGUGCAGCCUUUCAAUGAAAAUGAUAUGUUCCGGCAGAAAUGCUAAUUGCGCUCCGUACAUAUCCACACUGUGCACAUAUCUAUAUGAUUAUCUUGCAUACAAGAAUUGCAACCUCUACCUCUCCUGGGCCAUCUACCUCCCGUGGACAUUCUGGGAUCUGCUCAACAAUCUCUACAAUGCCUUCUGCUCGAUCAACUGCAAGGACUGGGGAUGCCGUGGAUGUCUCCGCGGUGAUAAGUGUAAGAAGGGGGAGCAUGGUGUUAUCGAAGAUGAAAAGAAACCAAAUCCAACUUGUCAGUGCAGAUCCAUCGUCGACUGCAGAGGCGUCGCACCAACGCUCUACCAGUAUGGUUUCGUCUUUGGGGAAGCGUCGACGUUGAAUGACAAGCAAUCGCCGAAGAAGUGUUCCGAUUUCUGUAGUCAAUUGAAGAAUGUUUUAAAAUCGAAAUAUUUCGAGAAGCUGUUUGCUGAAUGUGACAUGUUCUUGUGGAGAAUCCGUGAACCAUUCUACUACCUUGUCCUUACCCUCUGGCUCCUCUCUCUGUUGUACCUCCUCCACAUCAUGGUCGUCCGCCUCGACCUGCUCCACAUCAAAUCGCAUUUACAUAGUCCCUCGAGUCAUAGGAUAGCCGCGCAAUCGCUACUUGCUGCUGCACGCGUUAACAAACUGGGGAGGGUGUUUUACCUGCAACCAUAA